UAUGGAAGGCCUAUCUAUCGCUUUACAGAGAACUGAGCUUCCGAUUCAGGUGGAGAUGGAUUCUUUGGAGGUAGUAAAUAUGAUCAUGCUAACACGAAUAGAUCCAUUUUUGCUUCUUUGGUGCGUGAGAUUAAGCUCUUAAGGGAACUCCGCGAGACCUCCGUUACACACAUUAAGCGCAGUCAAAAUAGUGUUAGCGAUUUCUUAGCAAAGUUUGCUAGAAAUGAAGAAAGAACCGUUGUUUGGUUAAACUCUGGCCCGUCGGAGGUUAUUGAACUUUGUAAUUCGGACCGUAGCCUUGCUACUACUUGAUCAAUACAAUUUUCACCCGCAAAAAAAAAAAGAUUUGAGCUAUAACCUCAGCUCGAUCGUGCAGUUGGAUACGGUCACAUAUACUGUCGUUUGUGUUUAAAAAAACAUAUACUGUCGUUUCCAUCCAGGUGAGUCUUUCCCAACUUCAAUCAAAUACUACCGCCUAUAUCUUGGAGAAUUUCACGCAAUCAAAUACUGCAUAUCGUCGUGAUUUAUUUGUAACUAACCAGUCCGAUACAAACUAAACUCGGUGUUCUCCCCUUCUCUCUGAUCUCAUCUGGAAAAAUUCAGAGCACAGGUUGCGCCCUCCUAAAUUCGAGCUUUCACACGUGGCCUCGAUCCCGCUCGGCACCUUAUGGUCAACCCCCGCGGCCGUCGCCAUGGCCGCCGCAUCCCGUAUUGCGCGGCCGGUUCAUGUCCAGCUGCUGGACCGGCGAGGAUCCUCGUCGGCGCAGGUCAAGAUCAGGCCCGCACGCGUGACGCGUUUCGCUCACACUGUGACAAGCGUGCUGAUCACCUCCCCGAGCCAGAGCCAAAGCCAGAGAACAACGAUCCAAACAUCGCUGCAACCUCAGAGAAUGUUCCCUUGGUAGAGGAGCUACUCAAGCGCUAUAACGCGAUUAAAGCUGAGAUGGGUGUGCGGGAGCCCCCUGAUAUGUUCCUUAAAGAGAAGGGCCGAAUUUCUAAGUACAAUAUGAAGUUGUCUUCUUCAGAUAGCAAUCUGAAUGUAGACAAAAAGGUACAAGCACAACUAGUUUACGAAAGUGCACAAAAAGCUCUGGAUUUGGCUUCCACGGUCAUGGAUAUUGCGAGCUUAGGGUGUGGCAUGGUAGAAAUUUCUAAACAUACAGUAGACCAGAUGGUUAGGACAUAUGCAACUAUAUUCUGUGAUGUUGCUGAGGCUGCAUACCAUCAGAAGAUCGAGAUGGAAACCACUCUCUCGUUUCUUGGUGCCCUUAGAGGCUUAGGGGCAAUUGGUCAUAUCGUGGUUCAAGAUACAAUGGCUAAGCUCAGAGAUGGUCAUUUUAAAAACCUAUCAUAUGUUACAUGGAUAAACAUUCUGAAAAGUUUGUCAAGAUGGUGAAGAACUUGGAAGAUGAAACUGCGGAGAACAAGUCAUGGCAGGCGGUGACAGGUAUACUAUUAUCUUGUCAGAUCGAUAUGGAAGUGUAUAUUUUAAAGCUUAGCAAAUGUCACAGGGCUGCACUGGACUACUUUGCACGGAAGGAAUAACAUAUCCACGAGAGGUUUGGAUUUCCUUCACGCCAGAACAACGACCGCGGAGAAGUAUGGUCAGGGUAUCACACAGGGUUUGAUUUAUAUAUAUGAGUACUGUCUAGUUUUUAGAAAACAUUGUUAGGUUAGAUAUUUCCGAGUAGCAUGUGAGCAAGAACCUAUUUAUUGUGAGUGGCCAAACAACAUUCUCAUAUUUUACA
This is a messenger RNA of Triticum aestivum (bread wheat), 1748 nucleotides long. RefSeq lists its product as uncharacterized. Lineage: Eukaryota; Viridiplantae; Streptophyta; Magnoliopsida; Poales; Poaceae. The transcript has 8 exons. The record is from RefSeq and is a predicted model, not a curated record. Bases 668 to 1396 code for a protein of 242 amino acids.